Molecule: messenger RNA, 837 nt
Organism: Rhea pennata
Lineage: Eukaryota; Metazoa; Chordata; Aves; Rheiformes; Rheidae
Product: deoxyribonuclease-1-like 2
Exons: 8
Coding region: 1-837 (278 amino acids)
Biological process (GO): DNA catabolic process
Cellular component (GO): nucleus
Molecular function (GO): DNA binding; deoxyribonuclease I activity
Source: RefSeq, a predicted model, not a curated record
AUGGGCACCGGGCUGCUGGCGCUGGCCCUGCUGGCCGUGGCCCUCCUGCCGCGCGCGGCUGCCACGCUGCGGAUCGGCGCCUUCAAUGUCCAGGCGUUCGGCGACAGCAAGAUGUCCGACUGGACCGUCGCAGGCAUCCUCGUCGACAUCCUUAUCCGCUACGACAUUGCCCUGGUGCAGGAGGUGCGGGACUCGGACCUCAGCGCUGUCACUGAGCUCAUGGAACAGCUGAACAGUGCGUCCACGUUCCCGUACGCCUAUGAGAUCAGCGGGCCCCUGGGAAGGGAGAACUACAAGGAGAUGUACCUCUUCAUCUACAGGACGGAGGUUGUGUCUGUGGUGGACACCUACCAGUACGAGGACCCCCAGGAUGUCUUCAGCCGGGAGCCGUUCAUCCUGAGGGUGUCAUCACCCCGCACGAAGGUAGAGGAGUUCGUGCUGGUGCCGCUGCACUCGGCGCCAUACGCCGCCGCGGCCGAGAUUGAUGCGCUCUACGACGUCUACCUGGCCAUCGUCAGCAAGUGGGACACCGACAACAUCAUGUUCCUGGGGGACUUCAACGCCGACUGCUCAUACGUCAGACAAGACGACUGGUCCUCCAUCCGCCUGCGCACCAGCGACAUCUUCAAGUGGCUGCUCCCUGACAGCACUGACACGACCGUGGGGAAGUCGCAUUGUGCCUAUGACAGGAUCGUGGCGUGCGGUGCCAAGCUGAAGAGAAGCGUCGUGCCAAACUCGGCUACCGUUUACAAUUUCCAGCGUGCUUUCCAACUGGAGCAGGAGGAGGCCCUGGCGGUCAGUGACCAUUACCCAGUUGAAGUCAAGCUGGCGGCCUGA